This is a messenger RNA of Leucoraja erinaceus (little skate), 2748 nucleotides long. Its product is annotated as CUB and sushi domain-containing protein 3-like. The transcript is spliced from 4 exons. Bases 166 to 840 code for a protein of 224 amino acids. Lineage: Eukaryota; Metazoa; Chordata; Chondrichthyes; Rajiformes; Rajidae. The record is from RefSeq and is a predicted model, not a curated record.
AUUUAAGACAGAGAUAGAUAGAUUCUUGAUUAGUACAGGUGUCAGAGGUUAUGGGGAGAAGGCAGGAGAAUGGGGUUGAGAGGGAGAGAUAGAUCUGCCAUCGUUGAAUGGGGGAGUAGACCCUAUGGGCUGAAUGGCCUAAUUCCCCUCCUAUAACAUGAACUUAUGAACUUGCAUUUUAUUUUAUUUAAAUUUCAUUCUUCCACAGAGUUGCAGAGCAGUACUUGUGGAAACCCUGGUGUUCCACAUGGAAGUAUUGUCCAUGGCACGAGCUUUGAUGUUGGAGACAAGAUCACGUACUCCUGUGUGCAUGGUUAUAUCCUCGAUGGACAUCCUGAGCUAACCUGCAUGGCCAGUUCAGGAAAUACUGCGUCAUGGGACUUCCCUGUCCCCAUUUGUAAGGCUGAAGAUGGAUGUGGGGGAACUCUGCAAGGAUCCAGCGGCAUUAUUUCCAGUCCGAAUUUCCCUGGCGAGUAUUACAAUAAUGCAGACUGCACCUGGACAAUCGCUGCUGAACUUGGGGAUACCAUCUCACUCAUUUUCACAGAUUUCCAGCUUGAAGAAAAGUAUGAUUACUUGGAAAUUGAGGGAUCAGAGCCCCCAUCAAUAUGGCUGUCAGGAAUGAAUCUGCCUCCACCUAUUAUCAGCAGCAAGAACUGGCUUAGGCUACACUUUAUAUCAGACAACAACCACAGGCACAGAGGAUUCAGUGCUCAGUAUCAAGUGAAAAAGUCCAUAGAUUUUAAAUCUAGAGGAGUUAAAUUGUUCCCAGGGAAAGACAACAGCAACAAGUUUUCUAUCUGUGAGUCUACCUUUUUGUUACCUUCUCUAGAAGAAUAGUGAAAUAAGUCUGUGUCAUUUGUGAUGUGUUCUCUGUAUGCGUUUUCUGUGCUUUAUCCUUGUUUUGUUGCUAGUCGUUGUGAUGGACACAGCUUUAUAACGGUAUGCAUGGGUAUCCUUACUGUUCUUAUCAUCGGCACGGAAAUUGACUAAAUUGUUUUUGGAGCCAGAUUGGGGAAAGCGUUGUAAAAGCCAAACUUCCAAACUUAUGAACAAAUCAGGUCUGACUUUUAAAAUCAUUCUUGCAUGUUUAUUUUGCAUGAGCCAUAGUGCACAAUGUGUUUGCAUUGUUGAUCACUCUUCAUGCAUGAACGCCCACCUCAGAAAAUCAGGAUACAGGAUACAGCAUGGAACUGUGAUUCAUGUUUACAAUAGAAAAUUAUGUUGUGUGAAUUCUCUUGGCACAGCGAAAAUUGUCAUUAUGCUUUGAGAUCAACUUGAUAUUGCACAAGCAAUGUGAAUGUAAAUGGUGUAAAUAUUUGCCACGUUGCAAUGUCCAUCCUUCUCUCCAAGAACUGCCGAUGUCUGAAUCAGAUUUUCAUUAUGAUUGGCAUCACACACUAUUUCAAGGUGAAAUGCUGAUGAUGGUUUCUGCGGGAAGGUAUUCUGUCUCUGUAAAUUCACAUGACUCCUCCAAGCCUUAGCUUAUCUACUGGAAUGUAAAGAUGCAUUUUUGUUUCAAGAAUGCAAGAUUAUUCACUUUUUCUUUAUCUGUAAACUUGUUCAUCCUAAACAAUCACCUUCAUUUUAACCUUCAUAUUCCAUUCAGCCAACAACCCCAGGUUCACUUUGAUUAAGCAGUGUCUUAAUUUAUAUAUUUUUAUUCUUGCCUAAAAAGAUUUUUUGUAGCCUUGGCUCAUCCUUUUAUGUAAUCUCUUUCAACAUUACAAAUCUCUAGAUUUCCAUAGUCUACUUCUCACAUCUUAUAGAUUCUCAAUUAGUUACAGGUCAGGUUGGGGGGGAGUUCCUCCCGCUGCGGGUACCAUGUAAUCCUGUGCUACCUGUUCCAUGGUCAGAUAGUCGAUGACUAAGCCGUCUACCCCACCUAGUUUUCCAGGUGAGGAGGGGGCUGUGGACCCUCAGCAGGACAAAAAAUGACCUGUCAAAGGGCAGAUGAGCUUCUAGCGAGCCAAUGGACAUCCACAGUUCAGUAGAAGUUACGAUCACUGUCGUACAUAGCAUUGUAAGGAAUGAUGACAAAUCACACACACCAAAAUCCUGUACUUCCAGAAGUCCGCAGGAACUGGAGGACAGAGAUGUGUGGUGUAUCCGUCACCGUUCCUGUCGGAAACCAGCACCACUGCGUCGCUAAUGUUUUCAACGAUGAUGAAUUAAUGAAGGAAUUAGUGGUCUUACUCUAAACUCUUAACUUUCUCCUUAAACCACUCCUUGAAUACAUUGUUCUCCCUUAAGGGUAACAUACUCCUUUUAAUUAAUUUUUGGAUUUAUUUCUUAAUAUUUCCUUUGUAGUAUAAUAUCAAAUAAUAUUUUAUGAUGCUCCUGUUAAGCACCCUGGGGUUGCUUUGUUUCACUAUAUUAGUGGACGAUGAAGUCUUGGUCUCAACAUCACCUCUCUACUCUUUUCCCAUACAUCCUCUGCCUUCAAUCUACUCUAUAUCUCCACAUGCAAAAUGCCCUGAUUUUGACCAUGAUUGACAACCAUGCAAGGGAAGAAGAUCAACAGCAUCUCUGUCCUAAAUGAGUGAUCCCUUAUUCUUAGAUGUGCCUCCUUGUGCACUCUUAAAUCUCUCUCAGAAUUUACAAUUCCCAUUGAAUCUGAUUGCUUGAUGGAAUAAAACAGAACAUGCAGGAUAUGCUCAGCAGUCCAGACUGCAUCUGUGGAAAAGGCCAGAUCAACGAUUAUCACAUACCUGUGUACAAAUAAAGAUUGAAACAUCAAGUCAAUUU